Messenger RNA from Hyaloscypha bicolor E, 828 nucleotides. RefSeq names its product oxidoreductase-like protein. Gene Ontology annotation, biological process: peptidyl-proline hydroxylation to 4-hydroxy-L-proline. The transcript is spliced from 2 exons. NCBI's taxonomy places the organism in Eukaryota, Fungi, Ascomycota, Leotiomycetes, Helotiales, Hyaloscyphaceae. The record is from RefSeq and is a predicted model, not a curated record. Gene Ontology annotation, molecular function: iron ion binding; procollagen-proline 4-dioxygenase activity; L-ascorbic acid binding. The coding region runs from base 1 to 828 and encodes 275 amino acids. Gene Ontology annotation, cellular component: endoplasmic reticulum.
AUGUUGGGAUACGCUCUUGCCUUGAUUCCCCUUUACUUCUUCAUCUAUCUUCCGGUCUCAUCGAUGCUCCAUGGGACUGCACAGAACCCUUCAGACCGAGACAUUGUGAACUUCAAUUUCAAUGUCUCAUCCAUCGCCAGUGAUGAGCCCCUAUCUUGCCCUCCUCACAGCUACACGACUCACAUUCUCUCUCAUGAGCCACUCAUCAUCUACAUUGAGAACUUUCUCAGUGCUGACGAAUCUGCCCAUCUUCUGAAGAUCAGUGAAGACAAGUUUGAGGCCUCAACUGUCUCUACUGGGACUGAGACGUCCGUUCAAAAAGAUAUCCGUUUCUCAGAAGUCGCCGUCAUAGACCGUGAUGAUGUUGUCAGAUGUAUCGAGCAUCGGGCGAGAGCUUUCCAAGGAUGGAAUCCAGAUCUUCAUAUUGAACGACUCAGGACUCAACGUUAUGCAGUAGGAGGCCAUUAUAAGCAUCACUAUGACUGGAGUGGUGCCAGUCGAGUAGCCGAUCGCGUGAGCACUUUCAUGGUAUAUGUCGACGCAGAAUGUGAAGGUGGAGGGACCAACUUCCCGAGGAUCAGGAUGCCGGAUGUGAAAGAAGGGAGAUGGUGUGAGCUUUUGGAAUGCCAUGAAGUUGCUGGUAAUGAGAAUAGAGGACCAAAGCUAGGAGUUACAUUCAAACCAAUCACGGGGAAUGCUGUUUUUUGGCACAAUCUGGCAGCGAAUGGGAGGGGCUAUGAAGAGACGUAUCACGCUGGGCUGCCGAUAUUAUCAGGACACAAGGUUGGUCUGAAUAUCUGGAGCUGGGGCUCGAGACGGAUGGGGUAG